CACAGAUGAUGCAGGCGCAGAUGCAGAUGAUGCAGGCGCAGAUGCAAGUGCCCGGCACGAUCGCUGGUGGCAUGCCCCAGGGUCUGCAAGCGCAGAUGCCAGGGAUGGCUCCAGGGGGCUACCCGCAACCCGUGGCCGGCAUGACUGGCGGGAUGGCGAUGCCUGCCGGCCAGGUGCCCGCCGCGGCGCCCGUGGCCGCGCCGCCAGCGGCGCUUGGGGCCGAGGAGGGCGGCAAGGACUGGGGUCCUGACUUCCAACUUGUCGUCGAGGCCCUCAGCGACAUCGAAAAGGAGUACUACGGGUUCCUCUGGUCGAACGCCGAGGUCGCCCAGGGUGUCCUGCAGGGCAAGGCCGCCUUCGACUUCUUGUCAAGGUCGAAGGUCCCUCGCGAGAUCCUGAAGCGGAUCUGGAGCCUGUGCGACUGGCACAAGCUGCACUACCUGCGAUUCCAGGACGGGGGUCGGGCCAGGGCCGCCCCGCGCCGCAGCCGCAGCCGCAGUGCAGUGGCCCCGCGCGCGCCGGCAGGGAGGCGGGCUCUGAGGAG
Molecule: messenger RNA, 544 nt
Organism: Prorocentrum cordatum
Lineage: Eukaryota; Dinophyceae; Prorocentrales; Prorocentraceae
Source: the annotation of a GenBank genome assembly